AUGUUUGCCAGACACGCCCUGUCUAUCCCGGAGAUCCUCCUGCACGUCUUUGGACAUCUGCAGCCCGACACCGAGAACUGGGAGAAGCGGGAACGUGGCAAUCCCGAGAGCCGUGCCGCCGCCCUCGCUCGCUCCGCACGUGUCUGCAAAGACUUUCGCGAGCCUGCACUGCGUGUGCUGUGGAGAGACAUACCGAGCAUUGAUGUGUUGGUCAAGCUCUUGUCGCCCUCCGCGAAGGAAGUCCCUGUCUGGGUCCUAGUCCGCAGCAUACGCGCAGAAGAGUGGACGCGCUUCCAAUACCAUGCCCGCUUCGUCCGGUGCUGUCGCAUGCCAGCGCAUGAGUUCAGCGGCGUCUACAGGCACCCUGUGGGCACCACUGUCCAUCACCAUCUCUCCAUCGAGAACACCGGAAAGCCUCUGCUUCCCAACCUUGAGGAGCUCGAGUGGUCCCAGGACCAGCCCCUCGUCACGUCGCUGUUCUUCCUGCUCACGCCUUCCCUCCGCCGACUCACUAUCUACAUGCGCGAAGACCCCUAUGCCCGACGAUACGAGCAGUCUUUCGAUCAGGCCAUCCACGCGGAACAGAUGCUUCUCAAUCGUGUAUUCACACUGUCUCCUCGCUUGGGGUACCUCUGUCUACAAGGGACCUGGAAUCGCACAGACGUCUUUCCUGAGAUCCCACGGAUCGACUCUCCAUCGCCAGCCUACCGUUCGCUGGACUUUUCGCAUUUUGGAUCGCUCGGCAUGAUGGUCAACAAGUUGGCUGAUGUCCCUUAUCUCACUUUCUUGUCUGUAACGGCCGUGAAGUUGCCACCGCUGGAAGAGCGACCGACGUUCAAACAUUUGAGACAAUUGGUCGUGAAGGAAGAGAGUCCGGGCAGCUCAGCGACCUUCCUUGCGUCCGCUGCUUUCCCCAAACUCAGAUCACUCCGCUUGCACAUGCCCGACGCGCGUAUCCCCGACGCGCUGUGGCAAGCCACCGCCAUCGCACUUCCGCACCUACGUAAACUGUACGUGCGGAGAGCCCGCUCCCGACACUCUCCCCAGCCCAUGGACUGCUCCGUCGCCGACGCCCUCCGCCCCCUGCUCGCCCUCGUGGAUCUGCGCAGGGUCGAGAUCGACUUCGGCGCGUGGGCCCUGGACGCGUCGGACGACGACGUCCGCGAGAUCACACGGAGCUGGCCGAAGCUCCAGGUGCUCAAGCUGUCGCACCACGCGUCGUCCGUGCGGCUCUCGCUGCAUGCGCUCGCGUGCGUCGAACGCAAUUGCCCCGACCUCACCGCGCCAGCCCUCUCCGGCAUAUUCAUACAUAAUAUACUGGUACGUGGCGUGCACACGCAAUACAUAGAUCGCGCUAAGUGAUCGCUGCGGUAAUUAUACGUCCGCGUUGUAUGAGCCCAAUGUAUUCCAUAAUACAAUGCGCGUCGAACCAGAAUGUAUCACCAAAAUACAUUACAUCCCGCCGCGCCCGCGCCCACCGAUGCCACCCGGACAUGCGUCACUGCCAGGUCGACGCCCUCGUUGGGAUCCCGCCCCGCACUGCUCGCCCACGUGGUCCGUCAAUGCGAGCCUAUUCUGGACAGGCCGCCAGUGCCAGUGCCCACGCUGGGCUACACCGCCUUGAUACAUCCUGCCGCGCCCGCGCCCACCUGCCACCCGGACAUGCGUCGCUGCCAGGUCGACGCCCUCGUUG
Rhodofomes roseus is the source of this 1693-nucleotide messenger RNA. RefSeq lists its product as uncharacterized. Gene Ontology annotation, molecular function: protein binding. The record is from RefSeq and is a predicted model, not a curated record. The transcript has 2 exons. The coding region runs from base 1 to 1362 and encodes 453 amino acids. NCBI's taxonomy places the organism in Eukaryota, Fungi, Basidiomycota, Agaricomycetes, Polyporales, Fomitopsidaceae.